GACACGCAAGACUACAAAAGUUAGCUGCGUUUACCUAUGUAUUUUUUUAUCUGUAACAUAAUAAAAAAGUGGUUUGUUUCUUUAAGAUAAUGUGAGAGUAAUAAAUUAUUAUUAAACUUUUAAAAUGAUGUUCAUGAAUAAAACCCUACUAUGUUCAGUUUGAUCGUAAAAUGGAAAUAUUUUGUGACAUGGCAACAUUGACGCAGUGAGUGAGCCAUCGCCCUGUUAUACUGUGUCAUGGCGGUCUGACUUGUUAUAAGUUUUUUUGCAAUAACUCACUAGUUAAUGUGCUUUUUAGUAAUUUGAUCAUUGAUUUCUAUAAAUCAAAUCUCGUAAAACAAAAUAGUUAAUAAUGCGCGAAUACAAAAUAGUCGUGUUAGGUAGCGGAGGCGUGGGAAAAUCCGCUCUCACAGUACAGUUUGUACAAGGCAUCUUUGUGGAGAAAUACGACCCCACCAUAGAGGACAGCUAUCGGAAACAGGUGGAAGUGGACGGACAGCAAUGUAUGCUAGAAAUUCUGGAUACAGCCGGCACGGAACAGUUCACCGCGAUGAGGGAUUUGUACAUGAAGAACGGGCAAGGUUUCGUGUUAGUGUAUUCGAUCACCGCACAAUCGACGUUCAAUGACCUGCAGGAUCUGCGGGAGCAAAUCCUGCGGGUAAAAGACAAAGACGACGUGCCAAUGGUGUUGGUGGGCAAUAAAUACGAUUUGGAACCAGAACGCGUGGUCGGCAAGGAACAGGGGGCCAAUCUAGCGCGUCACUUCAAUUGCGCCUUCAUGGAGACCUCCGCGAAGGCGAAAAUCAACGUUAACGACGUAUUCUACGACUUAGUGAGACAGAUCAACAAGAAGUCACCGGACCCCGAAAGGAAAGUUAGGAAGAACAAGGUGUGUCGCCUUCUGUAAGUGUUGUGGGGGCCUGGGUCGCGUCUAGAUAUAAAAUAUUUAAUAAUUUGAAAGACUUCUUGUACCCGAAUUUGGCUCUUGACAGUUCCCAAAGUUAAUUAGGUCGGGUAUCACGCAUUGUUGCGGGUUACUGUAGCAUUUUGAGAAAGUGCAUUUGUUGAGAUGUAAUCGUUCCAGUGCUGUAGCACGAGUGAAAAAUGCACAGAGCGUCCAUUGUAUCCACUUCACUAUCACUGCACAAUAUGUACAUCCCACCCCAUACUUACUGGCUCAUAUUAGUUACUGCUACUAACCAUUCAUUUUUACCUAUAAAUACUUGAUUUAUAUUCAAGGUAACACACAUGAAAUAGCUUACCUAGUAAGUCUAAUAUUGAAUAGGUGGAUAAGUUUGAAUACAGUUAAUAAUAGACUAAACUUUUUGGUUUUACAAAAUGUACUGGAUAUAAACAGUUCUGUGUGUUUUUCACUCUACAAAUUCCAAUUGUAAUGUGUGGAUGCUAUAUAGUUCAGAAGUUUAUGAUUAACACAGUUGAAGAUCUAUUUACAAGUCAUGGUUCAUGACUAAUACAUUCCUAAUUCACGCAGGCAUCCAUCAUCCCAUUCAUUAUCUGUAUUUGUCAUGGACUGUUUGUCUAUAUUCUCAAUAGUUUUAAUUAUAGUCUACAAUUUACUUGUUGGUUUUAGUUCGAGAUGAUGCUGUUAGUCUCCAAUCCCAGCGCAUGAAUCCUUUGUUCAGGUUAAUAUUGGUAUGACCAAAAUUCUAACUAAAUUUUUGUUCAAAUUAAAAACACAUGUUUGCCUUGUAGUUCAAGGUACCUGUAUGUGGCAACAACAUCUAUAAAGGUUUUAAAUUAAAUUUAGUCUUUUUAUCAAUGCUGCUUAUUAUCAUAGAGUAGUUUUUUAAAUAACUUUGCCAUUUUAAUCUAUCAGAAAUUAUUCAUUUGUCUUAACAUGCGUGUGUGUGACAAUUCUAUUGAAUUGAAAUGGAAUUAUGUACUGGGAUUUUAGAUGUUUAGCCAAUAUGUAACAGCUAACAGGAAAAUAACAAGGCCAUUCUAGACGAUAGCACUGUACAUAUUUUGAGAAAACCCAACCGAAAUAUAUUGGCUGAACACAGCAUUGUUAAAUUGAUGUAACUUUGUUUAAUAUAUAGUAUUAAGAUUCAGCAAUAAACUUCUGAACGAUAAGAAUGAAGCAGGCUCCGCGGAGACCUGGAUAUUGUGCCAGCAGGCCUGAACCAGUGUGUAAGUAAUGUUUAAUAAUUAAGAAUACAUUAAAUUUUUUCAGAUAUAUUAUUGUCUUGUUAUAUAAUUCAAAUGUAUCGAAAAGUUGAUAAUGCGACACCAUUUAGGACUGUACAUUUGAACAAUUAUUAGUGAGCCUUAGGUGAUUGCACCCUGCUAAUGGUAGUUCUCCAUGUGUUCCUGUGGUGCCCCGAGUUGCGGAGACCAGCAACUGCACCAUGUGACAGACUAUAAACCCCUCACUUAUGAAAUUGAAAACUCUAAAAAAAAUUUUAUCGUUAUUGUAAAUGGAGUAAAAAUUUAUGAUUACUGGCUCAUUUAAUAUAAAAAUUUACCAACCUAUGUUUGCUGCUACAAACUUUGUUAACAUAAUACUUAUAUAGGUGUUCAAAUAUUGUUACGGGAUUAGAUGUUUCAUCCAUUCUCAUUUUCUGUUAACAUGUAAGAUUACUGCACAAGGAUAUUGGUAAAUUAACUUUGAUCUGAGUUGAAUUAUAUUUUUUAUAUAUAUUGUGCAAAUUAUAAACUUGUAUAUUUUAUCUUUUCAAUCAAUAAUGGACAUGUACAAUAACUAUUAAUUUCUUUUUUUUGUCAAUAAAACAAAUUUUAAAUAUU
Messenger RNA from Plodia interpunctella (Indianmeal moth), 2766 nucleotides. RefSeq names its product Rap1 GTPase (gene Rap1). The coding region runs from base 353 to 907 and encodes 184 amino acids. The record is from RefSeq and is a predicted model, not a curated record. The transcript has a single exon. Lineage: Eukaryota; Metazoa; Arthropoda; Insecta; Lepidoptera; Pyralidae. Gene Ontology annotation, biological process: negative regulation of synaptic vesicle exocytosis; Rap protein signal transduction; cellular response to cAMP. Gene Ontology annotation, molecular function: GDP binding; GTP binding; GTPase activity. Gene Ontology annotation, cellular component: plasma membrane.